Messenger RNA from Mus pahari (shrew mouse), 4018 nucleotides. Its product is annotated as AFG3-like protein 1. Gene Ontology annotation, molecular function: metalloendopeptidase activity; ATP-dependent peptidase activity; zinc ion binding. The record is from RefSeq and is a predicted model, not a curated record. Lineage: Eukaryota; Metazoa; Chordata; Mammalia; Rodentia; Muridae. The coding region runs from base 16 to 2385 and encodes 789 amino acids. The transcript has 17 exons. Gene Ontology annotation, cellular component: membrane; m-AAA complex. Gene Ontology annotation, biological process: protein-containing complex assembly; mitochondrial protein processing.
GGUCAGGGCCGGGGGAUGUUACUCCGGCUGGUGGGGGCGGCGGGCAGUCGAGCCCUGGCCUGGCCUUUCUCCAAGCUGUGGCGAUGUGGCGGAUGCGCAGGGAACGGCGGGACGGUCUGGAGCCGCGUGAGGAACUGUGGCUUUGCUCUGCAGGGUCAUCUGGGGGGAUGCUCGCAGCGGCUGGCUCUGCAGGGAAGACUGACUUCAUUUUCCCCGAGGCUGUAUUCAAAACCUCCGAGAGGGUUUGAGAAGUUUUUUAAGAAUAAGAAGAACAGAAAAAGUGCAAGCCCAGGAAAUACAGUACCUCCAAAAAAAGAACCAAAGAAUGCUGGCCCCGGAGGAGAUGGAGGCAACAGAGGAGGGAAGGGAGAUGAUUUUACCUGGUGGAAACGGAUGCAAAAGGGAGAAUUUCCUUGGGACGACAAAGACUUCCGGAGUCUGGCUGUUUUGGGGGCCGGUGUGGCUGCAGGAUUUUUAUAUUUCUAUUUCCGAGAUCCUGGAAAAGAGAUCACCUGGAAACACUUUGUGCAGUAUUACCUGGCCAGAGGUCUGGUGGAUCGGCUGGAGGUUGUGAACAAGCAGUUUGUGCGUGUUAUCCCUGUUCCUGGGACGACAUCUGAGAGGUUCGUGUGGUUUAACAUUGGCAGUGUUGACACCUUUGAACGGAACCUCGAAUCUGCUCAGUGGGAGCUGGGCAUUGAGCCCAGCAACCAGGCUGCGGUGGUCUACACUACUGAGAGCGAUGGCUCUUUUCUUAGAAGUCUUGUGCCCACCCUGGUUCUGGUUAGCAUCCUCCUCUAUGCUAUGAGGAGGGGUCCAAUGGGGACUGGUCGCGGUGGGCGAGGAGGAGGCCUCUUCAGUGUUGGUGAGACAACAGCCAAGAUCUUAAAGAACAACAUCGAUGUACGGUUUGCAGAUGUGGCUGGCUGCGAAGAAGCCAAACUGGAGAUUAUGGAGUUUGUGAAUUUCCUGAAGAACCCAAAGCAAUAUCAGGACUUAGGAGCCAAAAUUCCAAAGGGAGCGAUGCUAACUGGUCCACCUGGUACUGGCAAAACACUUCUUGCAAAAGCAACUGCUGGGGAGGCCAACGUGCCCUUCAUCACCGUGAAUGGGUCGGAGUUCCUGGAAAUGUUUGUUGGUGUUGGGCCAGCACGGGUCCGUGACAUGUUUGCGAUGGCCCGAAAACACGCUCCUUGUAUUUUAUUCAUUGAUGAGAUUGAUGCGAUUGGCAGGAAGCGAGGCCGUGGCCAUCUGGGAGGCCAGAGUGAGCAGGAAAACACUUUAAACCAGAUGCUCGUGGAGAUGGACGGGUUCAACUCUUCCACUAAUGUGGUAGUGUUAGCCGGCACCAAUCGCCCUGAUAUCCUUGACCCAGCCCUGACACGGCCUGGCCGGUUCGACCGUCAGAUCUACAUUGGUCCCCCUGAUAUCAAAGGCAGGUCCUCUAUUUUCAAGGUCCACUUGCGUCCCCUCAAGUUGGACGGGAGCCUCAGCAAGGACGCUCUUUCGAGGAAGCUGGCCGCUCUCACUCCGGGCUUCACUGGUGCUGACAUUUCCAACGUGUGCAAUGAAGCAGCGCUGAUUGCUGCCCGCCACCUCAGCCCUUCUGUCCAGGAGCGGCACUUUGAGCAAGCCAUAGAGAGGGUCAUUGGAGGCCUUGAGAAGAAGACCCAGGUCCUACAACCCAGUGAAAAGACAACUGUAGCCUACCACGAGGCUGGGCAUGCAGUGGUGGGCUGGUUCUUGGAGCAUGCAGACCCUCUGCUGAAGGUAUCCAUUAUUCCUCGGGGCAAGGGGCUUGGCUAUGCCCAGUACCUUCCCCGUGAGCAGUACCUCUACACAAGGGAGCAGCUCUUCGACCGCAUGUGUAUGAUGCUGGGGGGUAGGGUAGCUGAGCAGCUGUUCUUUGGUCAGAUCACCACAGGGGCUCAGGACGACCUGAGGAAGGUCACCCAGAGUGCCUAUGCCCAGAUUGUGCAGUUUGGAAUGAGUGAGAAGCUGGGCCAGGUAUCCUUUGACCUCCCCAGACAAGGUGAAACCAUGGUGGAGAAGCCGUACAGUGAGGCCACUGCCCAGCUCAUUGAUGAAGAGGUCCGGUGCCUCGUCAGGUCUGCCUAUAAUCGGACCCUGGAGCUGCUCACACAGUGCCGGGAGCAGGUGGAGAAGGUUGGCAGGCGUCUCCUGGAGAAAGAAGUGCUGGAGAAAGCCGACAUGAUAGAGCUCUUGGGCCCACGGCCCUUUGCAGAGAAGUCCACCUAUGAGGAAUUUGUAGAGGGCACCGGCAGCCUAGAGGAGGACACAUCCCUUCCUGAGGGGCUGAAAGACUGGAAUCAGGGGCGGGAGGAAGGAGGCACUGAGCGGGGCUUGCAGGAGAGCCCUGCAUAGCCUGUGGCCACCGGUGGUGGCUUGUGAUCACUGGUGACUGGGAGCUGCUCAGCAGAGCAGCUGUCAGAGAACCUGAAAGACUAAUUAAAACAGGUGACAACUGCGAACAGACGUCUCAGAUAAGGCCAUUCAAAAUCCACAGAAAAGCAGCUAGACUCCAGCAUCCAGCCAAGGAGAUAGCUGAGGGAGCACAGGUGUGGCCCGCGACCUGGGUCGGCCAGUUCAGACAGAAGAGGGGUUUUGACUCUGGCUUCUCUGAAGCCCUGAGUGAUGUCUUUUUGGAGGGACUCCAGGUGUGGGGCCAUGAGGAUCUACACUGUUUUCAGAUCAAGUGAGCCUCUUAUAGCUUGCCUCUGAGGUAACUGCUCAUGGGCUGAGCCCUGACUCAGCACAGAUAAAGGUUGGUAAAGAAGAAAACGUAAGCCAGUUAAUGAAGGAAGGCGAAGUCCGUGAGUUGCUCAGUCCUUAGCAGGGAAAGCCAACACACCAGUAGAUGUGCAGGGGAGGACAGGGAAUGUGGCUACCCCCCCAUGGCAGCAUCAGAAAUUCUGUUUGUCAGUCAGACCUGGCAUCUAGCCUUUGGGUCUGUCUGACUGCUUCACUGGUGGAGUGUCAAAUUUAAUUCCGUCUCACAGCAGUCCUUCCUUUCUCCAGCAUCCCCCCCCUCUCUUUUUGACCCACAGAGGAUUGUUUUGGUUGAGCCCCCUGGCUCUGGCGCAUAUAUACCAGCCGUCUUGUUACAGGCCAGCUCUUGGGUAAAGGGAGGGCUUUGGAAGGCCAAGCCUCCAUGGCCUGAAAGAGGCAUCUCUUUCCUGUGGACCCGGGUGUGGCGAGGCCGUGUGGCGAGGCCCGCUCUGAGAGCGGGGUGCUUGGAGUGGAGCUUUGGGUUCCAGGGGUGCUCUUGUGGGCAGGCCUCGGGUGGGGUCACAGAUCUCAGGGCUGCAUCGUCCGCUGCAGUAGCCUGCGUCAGGGCUGCUCGUGGCCCUGGGGAGGAAUCCAUUUGCUCACUUGACUUUUUAAAAGUGUUUGUGUGUGCAUGUGAUAGUAUGUCUUCCUCAGUUGCUUUCUAUCUCUACUGUUUUCCAUUUAUUUCGUUGUGUUUCUAUCUGCACACGCAUGUCCACAAACACACACGCACCAUGGUGCAUAUGCGUAGGGCAGAGGACAACCUCUGGGGUCAUUCUCCCCACUGUGUGGGUUCUUGAGAUCAUCAGGCUUGGCCGGUGCCUCCACCCACUGAACCAUGUUGCCACCCAGUCUACCCUGUUUUUUAGAUGGAGCCUCGUAUUGAAUCUGGCUAUGUUUGCAGGCCAGCAAGCCCCAGGGAUCUUCCUGUCUCUGCCUGCCCAGUGCUGGGAUUGCAGGCUUAUCUUUAUCCCUGUUAUGUGAAUGGCGGGGGCUGUAGUAGAUGCUCAUGCUUUGCGCAGGCACUCUACCGACUCUCCUGCCUUUUAGCUGAUGCCAUAGCUUCCCAGGUGCCUGGCCAGGAGGGUGGAGGCCUGCCCUCUGCCUCCUAAACCUUUGUCCUUCCCUUUGGGGCCCGGCUAAGGACCAGAUUGGGGGGACUGGGUGGACUGGCUGGAUGUAAAGACUAUACUGGGUGUGCAUGGCCUCGCACAGUCUCUAAACUCAU